This is a messenger RNA of Striga hermonthica, 1728 nucleotides long. Lineage: Eukaryota; Viridiplantae; Streptophyta; Magnoliopsida; Lamiales; Orobanchaceae. The record is from the annotation of a GenBank genome assembly.
AUGCCUGGGCUUCAGAGCUCAACCAAUGGCGGCGCCGGUAAAGCCAGCAGAAAACCGCGAGUUGCUGCUAUAGGGAACCCGAAAGCUUGGGCUGAUGCUAAAACCCUAAACCCCAGGAGAAAUAGUAAUUUCGGCACAGCCCACAAAUCCAGAGUUUCCAUGGAUGGCGGUAGAACCACGGAGUCGAAAAUGGUUAGCAACAGCGGAAAGAUGAGAAGCAGAGGAAACAAAAAUGUUCCCGUUCUUCGUGUCGGUUCGAAAGAGAAAUCUGGUGAAAGGCCUAUCAGGAAUAGGAUGGAUUUUAAGAACGGAAGUCGAAGUUUUGAACCGGUUAGUGAUAUGAACUCAGGUCGAAAGAGGAAGAGAUCUUUUGCUGAUCCCGGAAUAGUUGAGGAUAGAGUGGUUGAUGGUUUUCGUGAAAAACCCAUUUCUAAAUCUAAGCACCGUGUCACGGGAUUGCGUUUGGAUAAAGGUGAAAAAAAGGUUUCAAGAGGAAAAAGUGGUGAAUCAGACAGUAAUUUCCGAAGCUCAUCAGUAAUGGAACAUGGUACAUUUAAAGGAAAUGAACUGCGUGAUAGGAAAAUUCGAGCUGGCAAUGCUGAGGGUGCUGAUAGAUGGAAGCGUGUUCGAGGGAAUGGCUUAGGAAGUCGAACACUGAAUACCAGCGAUAAGAGAAAAAUAUCACUGAGGACAGUUAAGGAUCUGAGCCAGAGAUCAUACAAGAAAAAUGAUCGUGCCAAGAAAAGCUUGGUUAGUGGCUCGGACAUGACGGACGAACUCCAGCCAAAGAAGAAAAAACGAGUUAUCAGGAUAGAUCCUCAUGACACAUCCAACAAGAGAAUAAAUGAUGGAAUAGCUCAUGAUGAUAACACUCAAGCAAAGACAGAUUUGGAGGAGAAGGAUAAUGCUGAAAUGUCAAAGAAUGCACAAUUUCGCGCCAUACGCCCAAGUCCUUCUAUUCUUACAUUUGUAGAAGAAAACUUGUUAGGACGCAGGCGUGAUAUUGAGUUCAGGAGGGCUGGCUACAAUACUCAGCUCUCUGCCCCUCUAGACAACAUUCCCUUAUCAACAAGUUCUGAAAGGGUUCCCUUAUCAACAAGUUCGGAAAGGGAACGGAUUGAAGUACCAGUAUUCAGGAAUAAAUUAGAAUUCUUUGCUGCUGCAAAGAUUUCAUCAUCAUUUCCCUCUCCUGAUCUCCCAGAGAUUGCAUUUGCAGGGCGGUCAAAUGUUGGAAAGUCAUCAUUGCUCAAUGCACUAACCAGGCAAUGGGGUGUUGUACGGAUAUCGGAUAAACCAGGCCUCACUCAGAGUAUUAAUUUCUUUAAGCUUGGGCCAAAGCUAUCUUUAGUGGAUUUGCCCGGUUACGGUUUUGCAUAUGCAAAAGAAGAAGUGAAGGAAGCUUGGGAGGAACUUGUGAAAGAGUAUGUUACCACGCGUGUUAGUCUGAAGCGAGUAUGUGUUCUUGUAGACACAAAGUGGGGUAUGAAACCCAGGGAUCUUGAGCUAAUUGAUUUGAUGGAAAGGUCUCAAACUAAAUACCAGAUUGUUCUAACAAAAACAGAUACGGUUUUUCCAAUUGAUGUGGCACGUCGAGCAAUGCAAAUUGAAGAGAACCUCAAAGCAAAAAAAUCUGCAGUUCAACCCUUGAUGAUGGUGAGCUCGAAAACUGGGGCCGGCAUCAGAAGCCUGAGGACGGUACUCGCUAAUGUUGCUCGGUUGGUGAAGUGA